This is a messenger RNA of Fusarium pseudograminearum CS3096, 999 nucleotides long. RefSeq lists its product as uncharacterized. The record is from RefSeq and is a predicted model, not a curated record. NCBI's taxonomy places the organism in Eukaryota, Fungi, Ascomycota, Sordariomycetes, Hypocreales, Nectriaceae. Bases 1 to 999 code for a protein of 332 amino acids. The transcript has 3 exons.
AUGACCACAUCUAAGCUCAUUGUUGUCGUUGGUGCAACAGGAGGGCAAGGCGGCUCUGUUGUCGAGACAUUUCUCAAAGAUCCUACAUGGCUUGUUCGUGGCAUCACCCGAAACCCUUCGAGCCCAAGAGCAAAGACUCUCCAAUCCCGUGGAGUAGAUAUGGUACGGGCAGAUUUGAACGACCAGGUGUCUCUUGCAAAAGCCUUCCGAGACGCCAAUGUCAUCUUCGCCAUCAGUGACUUCUGGGGCAUUUACAGCGAAUCUGAUGACACCGACAAACCAGAGCCUGGCUCACUAUUCAACGAAUGGGUUAAACAAAAGGAAACUCAGCAACUCAAGAGUAUCAUUGAUGAAGCUGCCAAAAUCACGAGCUUGGAACGAUUCGUUAUCUCAUCACUGCCAAAUGUGACCAAAUUGACAGACGGAAAGUACACCGAGGUCUGUCACUUUGACUCAAAAGCCAAUGCAGUUGAAUACGGUGAACGACACCAGCCAGAUCUUUGGUCCAAGACGAGUGUGUUCGUUCCAGGCUACUUCUUGAGAAACUUCCUCAGUCACCCAAUGUCACAGCCCACAAAGGGAGACAACGGCUGUGUACAAUUUUCAACUAACCUGGAUCUCGACAACAAACUACCAUUCAUUGUACAUGAUGAAGAUUCUGGACCCUUUGUAAAAUCUUUAGUUCAAAACGGCCCAAAUAAGGGUGUUAUCGGAUACCGAGCUUGGUUGACAUUCCGACAAUUUGUCGACAUAUUCAGCAACGUGACAGGAUAUGACACAGAGAUAUUGAAAUUUCCACUUGGACAGUUCACCUGGGACUGCGAGCCCGAGUUGAGAGACGAGUUUCGUGAAACAUUUGCCUUUGUCAACGAGGUCGGGCUACACGGCGGUGAUAACGCAGGAUAUAUCCACCCUUUUACUCUUGAGACACCUCCAGAUGUUCAGAGUAUCGAGGCUUGGAUCAGCGAGCAAAACUGGGAGAAAGUACUGGGGUCCUGA